This is a messenger RNA of Saxophila tyrrhenica, 1878 nucleotides long. RefSeq lists its product as uncharacterized. Gene Ontology annotation, molecular function: myosin binding. Bases 1 to 1878 code for a protein of 625 amino acids. Lineage: Eukaryota; Fungi; Ascomycota; Dothideomycetes; Mycosphaerellales; Extremaceae. The transcript is spliced from 2 exons. Gene Ontology annotation, biological process: cell-cell adhesion. Gene Ontology annotation, cellular component: plasma membrane. The record is from RefSeq and is a predicted model, not a curated record.
AUGGAGACCUUUCACGAUGAUGGCACACCCCUCGCCACCUACCUCGAGGGUGAGGGAUACCUGGACACACGACUAGAUACUAGCGUCCAGAACGAUCACACUUCCGAAGAGGCGGGCAGAUACAACGACGAGACACCGACGUCCUUCGCGCCCCGGUCGAACACCAGACCGACCCUUCGUACCCACAAAUCCAUCGCAACCACUCUUCGCGACCUGUCAAAACCCAAGAAUGCGCUGGGCAGGAUACAUAAUGCAUGGUCGACCGCGCUCAACUCGCGACUCGGUCGUGCCGACAAUGCGCGCUUUUUGGAGCACUUCCGGUACAUCAUCGUCGCGUCGCAGCUGCUGAACGAGUACCUGGACCAGGGCGCGCUGCCUCCGUCUCUGCCCAAUCAUGGCCUGGAUGGGACUGCUGAAGGCUCCGCCAUGCCUAGCGUGGCCACGAGCCUCUACGGCGCCACUGGGACCGCGAUCGUGGCCUUUGCGUUGGUCUACCUGAUCCACUGGGCGCGCAGCAGCCGGGACGGCGCCCUCAGCACGAGCCGGAUAGCGCUCGUACUAGCCAUCUUCCUCGUGACCGCAUUUGUGGGCUAUGGCUACGUGCGACGCCAGUGGCUCAAGUUCUUGCGCCGGCAGGCUGUCGCGGAGAUCACGACAUUGACGGCUAAUUGGCAAGCAUUCGAGGUCUCCGCCAGCUCGGCCCUCUCCCUAAUCCAGGAGGUGGAGCUGGUGUCCAAGGGCUACCGACUUAGCACUCCAUUGCCACCAGCCUCGCGAAUCGACGACCAGUCCGCCGCACGGAGAUGCAUUCGGCUUCGUAAGCUGGUGUAUCAUGCUUACUCUUCCGUCAUCCCCACAUGUAUAUCCACCUGCGAGACACUUCGGGCCCUGAUCGACGCGGAUGAUCUUGAGAAGUACUUUGAGAUCUACGACAUCAAUCCACAGGACGCCAAAGAGGCAGCUGGGUCGGAGGCGUUGAGCGUGCUGGAUGACGACGCAGAAUCUCUCAAAUCACUGCGCGUGCUCAGUUACCGGGCAGGCGUCCUGCGACGUGUCAUGCUGAGCUCGCUCAUGUCUCUGGAAGCCGAUGGCGGGAAGCCUGACUUUUUGCGGUGGCGCGUGGCAAGCGAUGCUAUGGGCAAAGAAGCCAGCGUCAUCGGGCAGUAUGCUGAGAAGCUUCAGCAAUGUCUAUCCGAGAUGGAGACACUCGCCACUCCCCUCACACCUGCGAACAGGUCACCCACCUUCCCUGCUCGAGAUAAGAUGCGCACGCAGGUCCGCAAGAUCAGCAUGCUGUCGUCUGGCAUCCGCUCGCUGCAGGCGAAGAUGCAGAUUCUCCGUGAAGAGACAAAUCGCUCCAUCGAACAGUCCGAGGACCUUAGCGACCUCGGCCCAAACUUGAUGGCUCAGUACGAGUCCAUUGGCGCUGACCUGAAGGAGCUGAUGCACGCCUGGGAGACCGGCAAAGCCAGCCUUCAGUCGAAUCUCACGAAACAAGACCGACGCAUCUCUCGUGCUUCGAGCGUUCGAUCGAGCAUUCGCUCACCCAUCUCCAGCAUCAGCGGCCUCACCGCGGUGGAAGAAGGCGGGGGGCCCAUGGACGCUCUGAAGGCACUGACCGGCGACUCAAUGUCCAACCGCUCAAGCAUGGCCACCACGCCGGAUGAAGAGAUCUUUGAGGCUGUUGCGAUGCCCAGACAGCGCAGCACGCUUUCCCGUGAAGAGAGGAUUCUGAAGAUGCAGGAGGAAAGGGACAGGCAGGCGACCGCGAGAGCGCAGCGGGAGUCUAACACUGGCAUGUUGCGGGAGCUGCAGACGGUCUUGAGUCAGAGGCCACCCAAGGCGACGAAAGAUGGGAUGAGGAUAACUUCGAUAUGA